Paecilomyces variotii is the source of this 2354-nucleotide messenger RNA. RefSeq lists its product as hypothetical. The record is from RefSeq and is a predicted model, not a curated record. The transcript is spliced from 3 exons. Lineage: Eukaryota; Fungi; Ascomycota; Eurotiomycetes; Eurotiales; Thermoascaceae. Gene Ontology annotation, cellular component: transcription factor TFIID complex. Gene Ontology annotation, biological process: DNA-templated transcription initiation. Bases 200 to 1885 code for a protein of 561 amino acids.
CGACCCAUCGACCAGGCCUCUCCCAUUCACUGUCCACCAUUAUCUACAUAACCGGGCGAUUCACUCUGGCGGAGAAAUACGGUUCGAGCUCUCCGCUCAGUUCUCAGGUCCUCGCGCGGGCACCUUGUCCUCACCUCGAUAGGCGUAUUCGGACCGGACAGCGAACAAUAGAUAUUGACUCGAGGAGUCUUUGUUCAUCAUGGCGCAAACUCAGCCUCACCAGUUCCCUUCACAACCUUUCUCUCCUCCGGUGUCUACACCAUCGCCAGGCGCCGCUUCGCCAGUGAACGGGGGCGCUGUUCCACCUCCUCAGAAACGACAACGGCUCUCGCCCAUGCCUCAGUCGCAAUCUCCAUACGCCUCUCCGAGUUUUGGAACACUUCACCUUCCUCAGAACCCUGCCCCUAUGAUGAAUGGAACAAAUAUGAACGGCAUGACGCCGACACAGAUGCCUUCACAAGCACCGCCUCCAGUGGGCUCGAUGGGACCGCCUUCGCGGCCGGUCGAGAAGACGACGGAUGCCGCUGAGCUCACAGAUGUGAUAGCGUCGUCCGGUAUCGAUAUGAAAGAGGAAGAAGCCUUCCUUACUCAAGAAUAUGCGGCUCCCGGUGCGCAGGCGCAGCAGAGACCACAACCGCCGCCGCUGAAUAUGUCCUUUACCUCCCAGGCGUCCACGCCGGGUACGAUGACCCCGUCAGCCAGCUUCACCGAUCUCUCUCAACAGAAACCACCUAGUGCGCCGGACUCAUUCUAUGCUGGAGAGCCAGCAGCCCCGGUCCCUGCUCCGUUCAAGGAUCCCAAUGAACCGACGCGCGAAGACACACAGGCAGCUAGGCGGUCACAAUAUCACCUGCAGGAUCCUUUUCUGCUUACGAAAGUUCUAGAGCAGAGGCUGCAGAAGCGCGGUUUUGAAUUAGGUGUCCGUAUACCAGCAGAAGGGUUGUUUCAUCCCGUGCCUGGCCGGCCACAGCCAAUCGAAGUUACGGGACCCGACGGGUCGUCUAUUGUGCGUAAAGGCCAGACGAUUUUGAACCAGGAGGGCGCACCUCUGGUGGACAUCUUGACGCUCAUGUCCUUGUCAUGCGAAGAACGACUACGGACUGUGGUUGAUUACUCCGCGACGCUGGCAAGGAGCCGGCGUAACCAUUCCCACGGCAUAAUACCAACUGAAUGGAAGGAACUGGCUGUACCUGUUGGGGCGGACGAUGAGAACGCGGUCGGCCCGAAAGCUGCCUCUCUCAAACGUUCUCAUCCAGAAAGUACAGACACCGUUACUAACCCACUCGCGGAAAAAUACCGGAAGUUCAUGGAUAAGGAUGUGUCGGUUGAGGAGAUCCGUGCAUCCAAGCGGGCCAAGCGCAGUGCAAGCGCCAUCCUAGGAGAUAGUAGCAGAGCAGGUUCGGUGGAUGUUCUGGCCUCAGGAGCAGCUACACCCACGGGUGAAAAGACGCCAUCGUUUGAUAAGAAGGGAUUAACCAAGAAAGAAGCGAAGAAGCAGUUGGAUGCUCGAGCUAGCGAAGCUCAACAGCACCAACAGUCCAUUGAAACUGCCCGAAUGGCUACCAACAACAUGCUGUCGGGUAACCCCUUUGGCAGAAAGAAGACAUAUUCAUGGCUCAACAAAGGCCCAUCUGCGGGCAGCGGGUUUUCUACUCCACGGACGCAGCCAGCAACGCCUGGCGCUGGGGGCGACAAGGGCAGCCGGUCCGGUGAUACGGGCGCAGCGACUGCCACCAAGCGGCUUGGGGACUGGCGGGAAGACAAGGAAAAAGGCGCAGGUAUCCAAGUGCGGGAUAUCCUGUUCAUGCUGGAACUGGACGGGCGAGGUACGCGGCACGUCCAAAAGGCCUACUCAAAGGAUGUCAAAGAGGAUCGACUCGAGUAAUCGAUCCAGCAGGAUUUUAAUAUAUUUCUUUUACCUGGAUUUUAUGUGUUGUCUCUGAGAGGCAGCGGCGCUCAAGAGUGCCGCUUGCUGAAUUUCGCAUGGCUGCUGCGUGGGAUCAUGGUUUGAGGCGUUGCGGCAGACUGUUUGUCAGGGACCAUCAUCUUUGUUCUUCCUUAUGGUCUGUAUAUUUUCCACGGCGGUCGGCGCCCAGUUUCUUCGUGCGGAAUCUCUUUUACUUUUUUUUUGAGUAUGGCGAGAAGAUCCCUCCGGAUGGAUGUCGGUCAGCGCAGCCCAGGAGAUCCUGGUUCUGCUGCCAUUUGAGGGGUUUUCGGGUCGACAUUAUGAGUCGAUGAUACGAGUUACACUGCGCUUCCUGUAGCGAAACAGGUAUACCCUACUCUACGGUCUACGGAAUAUCUACUAGCUAUGACUAUUGGUAGUCCGAUAAUUGGAGAGCAUAUCGACAUCA